Molecule: messenger RNA, 2710 nt
Organism: Plodia interpunctella (Indianmeal moth)
Lineage: Eukaryota; Metazoa; Arthropoda; Insecta; Lepidoptera; Pyralidae
Product: piggyBac transposable element-derived protein 4-like
Exons: 5
Coding region: 153-2627 (824 amino acids)
Cellular component (GO): nucleus
Molecular function (GO): zinc ion binding
Source: RefSeq, a predicted model, not a curated record
CAUGACAUCUCUUUUUUUGUUUUGUUGUUUCGUUUGAUAGGACCAGUUGGAUUGGACUUCAAAAAAGUUGAUGUCGGUUGAUAGAGCGAAUGACAAAUUAAUUAACAAUUAAUAAUUCUGUUUUACUUGUAAAGUUAUUACAUAGGUAUAUCAUGGGUGAGUCUGUAGAAGUAAAAGCCUGUCGGUUUUGCCUGAUCAUGGAUUGUAACCUUUUGUCAAUAGACGUUCAAAUGGAAAACAUAAUGAAAAGUAUUCUUGGACAAAAUAUUUCUUAUGAUUCCGGUUUGCCAAAAUAUGCAUGUGAUGAGUGUGCCCAGUUCUUGGGAAGGAUCAAAACAUUCCAUAACAAAUGUCUUAAGGCGCAAACUGUUUUGUGCAAUAUAAUAAAAAACUCCAGUAAGAUUACAGACUCGGAAAUAAGGAAACUGAAUAGAACAAGAUUGAAACUGGAUGUGCCGCUUUCUCCUCGAUAUUCUCAAGAAGAGGACGAACCUUUCCAAAUGGAAAUACCAUGUGUUACCGUAAAAUUGGAGCCCGUGGAGACAAUGGAGAUGUCCACUGGCCUAGAAAUUGAAACUGAGGCGCAGUUUGAAGGUGAUGAUGAAGUGCUAGAAGAAGCUAGUAAUCCGCUUGAAUCAAACUCAGAACCUGACAGGAAAAGACCGAGAAGACUGAAAAAAGACAUAAAGCUGGAGAUAAAAUUGGAACCGGAAUUAGAUAUAUCUGAAGAAUUCCCCAUGUCUGUACCAACAAUGAGUAUGGAGAUGGGGACAAAAGGACCACAAACAAAAUUAGAUGAGGGUUCUGUCUCGGAUCCCACAUCAGAUACAGAGUCUUGUCUGUAUGAUGACGAUGAGAAAAAUGACUAUAGCCGUGAUUCUGAUGACUUGUCCAGUUCAGAUGAAGAACUAAGUGACGAUGAUUAUAAUUCGUCAAACAUUAAAGAUAUACCUGGAACAAGCAGUGUACAUUAUAAGCAUAUAGAAGAUGUACCGUUAAAACUAACGAAUCGGGUUGAUAACUACUGUGGUCCUGAUGAAUGUGGAGCAAUGUCACAAAAUCAUCAAAGGUUUAAUAGUGAUGAAGUAGAUUGGACCUCGUCUACCGAUCACAUCCCAAAUUUUAGUUUCGACAACUCUUCCCGCGGUCUUCGUGUGACAAUAAGCAAAGAUGCUGCUCCAAUAGAUAUAUUCAAAUUGGUAUUUUCCGAACAGCUGUUUGAUUUCGUUUUACAUAACACAAACGCUUACGGGGCAUCCUUGGCAAACAGCAACAAGCCACACGCAAAAUACAGCCGUAGAAAAUCUUUUCGCCCAGUGACCAAAGAGGAAAUGCUAGCCUUUUUAGGAUUAUGCCUACUACAGAGCCACAUCAGGGGCCCUAGAGGUCGGGCUAUGUUUACAUUUUGUGAUCCUUUGUACUACCAUCCAUUUUUCACAUACGUCAUGUCCGGGAGGCGAUUCGAACAACUUAUGCGCUGUAUCUCAAUCUCAGAGCCAAAUGUGAAAGGUGAGAAGAGGAUAGAAGAUAUGAUUACGGCCCUGUCUGGACACUUCAGCAAAAUGUUCGGGCCAGAUAAAGAACUGGCUAUAGAUGAGCCGUUGAUAUUGUUCAGGGGAAGAUUGGCUUCUAGAAAAUUCAUAGAAUCAAACAAAGCUAAAUACGGCAUAAAAUUUUAUGAGCUCACAAGUGCAGACGGCUAUGUGCUCAACAUCAAAAUGUGUCCAGGCAAAGACAACAGUCAGGAAACCGAAUCAUUCACAACGGAAAACACAGAAAACGUUGUUAUGACACUGUUGGAACCGUACUUAAUGAAAGGCUGCCAUGUAUUCAUGGACAAAUAUUACAAUGACGUAGAACUAAAUCAAAAGUUAAUGAACCUGCGAACAUAUACAUCCGGAGCUCUGAGAAAAACGAGGAAAUCGAACCCAACAGUGUUAACGACAAAGAAACUUAACAAAGGGGAGUACUUUUGGUGUAGAAAGAAACAGGUUUACGUCACAGCGUUCAAGAACAAGCGACCCUUGUAUUUCGUCACUACGAGAAACCAUCCGAAACUGAAGAAGGUCACAAACAGAGACGGCAGAGCGGCAAUGAAACCAGAAGAGGUGGCCAACUACAACUAUUUUAUAGGAAAAAUCGACAGAAAUAAUCAGAUGGUCAGAUUCUAUUCCUCUCCAUUGAUAACGCUGCCUUGGUAUACAAAUGCGUUCUUCCAUCUUCUUGAUGUCAUAGUUUGGAACGCGUAUUAUUUGUAUAGAAGGUUUUUGAAAAAACGCGCGAAUUACAAAUUCUUGGAAUUCCGCGAUCAACUUAUAAAAGAAAUGACGAAUGUCGGCAAAGAUAUCAAAGGAAUAGACACUGUUCGAUUGGGGAACAUAUUUUCGAGUAGGCGUCGUGAAGCGACUCUGGAGCACAAGGCCUUGGGCACCGAGAAUCAUUGGCCAGAGGAGAUUCCUAAUUCGGAGAACUCAAAGAGGAAUGCAAAAUAUAUGAAUUGUUGUUUGUGCAUGAAGCAGAGGAAGCGCAAAGCGACCAAGUUCCGAUGCAAAGGGUGUCCGAGGAAGCCGCAGUUGUGUCCACAGUGUUUUGAGGAGUGGCACCACAACCAUUUGAUGGAAUAUUGAUUUUAAUAUAUUAUACAUACAUCCUUGCAUAUUAUAAAACUAAGUUAACUGCCGCGUUUGUCUGUUUGCGAUGAACACAAGCU